Molecule: messenger RNA, 1901 nt
Organism: Labrus mixtus (cuckoo wrasse)
Lineage: Eukaryota; Metazoa; Chordata; Actinopteri; Labriformes; Labridae
Gene: tbc1d13
Product: TBC1 domain family, member 13
Exons: 12
Coding region: 99-1301 (400 amino acids)
Biological process (GO): activation of GTPase activity; intracellular protein transport
Molecular function (GO): GTPase activator activity
Source: RefSeq, a predicted model, not a curated record
GUGUUGUGGUGUAGACGGAAGUGAAAGGAGGACUUCCCCCUGCACAAUAAUUCAUUCCUCAUUGGAAACAGUUGAAGGAGUACACCUCCGGUGCAGACAUGUCUACUGCGUACAGAAACAGGAUACAGGAGUUCAAAGUGGCAUUGAGUGAAGAAAACAUCAAUUUGAAGACGCUAAGGGAACUCUGCUUCAAUGGAGUCCCGUUUGAAGGAGGCAUACGAGCACUUUGCUGGAAAAUCCUUCUGAAUUAUCUACCUCUCGAUCAAACGUUAUGGGAGUCUUUCCUCAAAAAGCAAAGGGAGGUCUACUCUCAGUUUCUAAAAGAAAUGAUCAUCCAGCCGGGGAUCGCUAAGGCCAACCUCGGCCUUUCCAGAGAAGACGUGACUAUGGAGGACCAUCCUUUAAAUCCAAACCCAGACAGCAGGUGGAACAACUACUUCAAAGAUAACGAAAUCCUGCUGCAGAUAGACAAGGAUGUGAGGCGUUUGUACCCAGACAUGGCUUUCUUCCAGCGUCCCACAGACUACCCGUGUCAGCUGAUCCUGGAUCCUCAGAACGACUACGAGACGCUGCGUCGACGAGUCGAACAAACCACGCUGAAAGCACAGACUGUGAACCGCAACCGCAGUGGAGUCACAAACGUCAGCUCUCCCGGGAAGUCUUUGAACUUGUAUCCCUCUAACGAGUACGAGGUGCUGCCCAGUGGGAGUGAAGCUCACUGGGAGGUGGUGGAACGGAUCCUCUUCAUCUACGCCAAACUCAACCCCGGGAUCGCCUACGUCCAAGGCAUGAACGAGAUCGUCGGGCCCAUUUACUACACGUUCGCUACGGAUCCAAACAGCGAGUGGAAAGAGCACGCGGAGGCAGACACCUUCUUCUGUUUCACCAACCUGAUGUCAGAGAACAGAGACAACUUCAUCAAGAGCCUGGACGACUCUCAGUGUGGCAUCACCUACAAGAUGGAGAGCGUGUACUCCAUGCUCAAAGACAAAGACCUGGAACUCUAUCUCAAGUUGGAAGAGCAGAAGAUCAAACCGCAGUAUUUCACGUUCCGCUGGCUGACCCUGUUGUUAUCUCAGGAGUUCCUCCUGCCAGACGUCAUCCGGAUCUGGGACACCCUGUUCUCAGACCAGGACCGGUUCCACUUCCUCAUACUGGUCUGCUGCGCCAUGCUGGUACUCAUCAAAGAUAAGAUCAUGGUGGGAGACUUCACAGUCAAUAUGAGAUUACUACAGGAUUACCCCAUCUCAGACGUCCACACCAUCCUGAUGAAGGCCAAAGACAUGCGGGAUAACUCGUAACCUGUUUCCUCUCCCCCUCCUGCCUCCUCUUCUCAGACGUGGUAGGUGAGAGUUCAAACAUUAAAAAAACAAUGGUGUCACCGUCGGAGGACUUUAUCGAUGAAGAGCCUGGACAGAUGUGUCGGGGGGGAACUCAGCGUACUGCUUUUAAACUCAGUGUUCGACCAGUGGGGAGAUAUCCCCUCCUGGAAGUGAGGAGGAGGUGCCGCUCGCUUCCUGGUGCAUUAUGGGUAAAAGAAGCUCCUCUCAGCCAUCGCUCCCAUGGAGACUUGUUUAGCUCAGAUCAUAAAGUUUGCACUGAACAUGGGAGGGAGAGGGAGCCGCGUAAGUCCAACACUACCAACCUUACGAAGAAAAGACUUGAACAAAAAAAUCCCAGCGGGACGUCGUUUCACGUCAGAAAGAGCAAAAUGUUUAUCUGGGUUGAGCAAUAGUGCAUGUUUAUUCUUAAAGGUUUUUUUUUUAUUUUUUAGAAGUUGAAUGUUUUUAUUGUAUGAAACAUUUAUGCCUUAUCUGUUCAAUGAUGUGAAACAGGAGACGGCGUUCUCCGUCUGGAUAAAAUAAAUAUGAAGUGACGGGCCACGCCUGUUGAAUAUCGUA